This is a messenger RNA of Strongyloides ratti, 720 nucleotides long. RefSeq names its product G protein-coupled receptor, rhodopsin-like family and GPCR, rhodopsin-like, 7TM domain-containing protein. Gene Ontology annotation, biological process: G protein-coupled receptor signaling pathway. Lineage: Eukaryota; Metazoa; Nematoda; Chromadorea; Rhabditida; Strongyloididae. The record is from RefSeq and is a predicted model, not a curated record. Gene Ontology annotation, molecular function: G protein-coupled receptor activity. Gene Ontology annotation, cellular component: membrane. Bases 1 to 720 code for a protein of 239 amino acids. The transcript is spliced from 5 exons.
AUGAAUGGUGAUGUUGAGUUUAAUAAUUAUGAUGAUAACUAUCAAGAUUUUACCAAUCUAACUGAUGAUGAAUAUUUUGAACAGAUUGUUAAACUACUAAUGCCAAGUAAAUUAGAAUAUUUUUUUGGUUUUGUUUUUAUUCUUCAAAUGAUUAUUGGUGUUGUUGGUAAUUGUAUGGUUGUUUAUGUAGUUGCUAAAAAUAAAAAUAUGUGGACAUCAAUGAAUUUAUUUUUAACAAAUUUGGCAUUAUCUGAUAUGUUAGUAUUAAUUUUUUGCCUUCCACCAACAGUUAUUAAUGAUCUAACAAAAACAUUUUGGUUCUCCUCAACAUUAUGUAAAACUAUUGAAAGAUGGAAAGCUAUCUCAUCACCAUUAUCACUUCCUUUAUGGAAAACUAAUCGGGUUAUUAUUAUUAUAUGGGGUAUUGCUUUUACUUUAUCUACUCCAGAACCAUAUACCUUAAGAUUAGAACCAUUUGAUUUAAAUAGGUAUAAAGAAAAUUUUACUUGGGGAACAAAAUGUACAGAAAGUUGGAGUCCAGAAUUUCAAAAAAUUUAUCAAAUAUCUCAAACAUUAUUUUGUUUUUUAAUACCAUUAAUUAUAAUAUCUGGUCUUUGUAUUCAUAUGAUACUUAUAUUACAAAAAAAAUCACUCCAAUUGGGGGAACGUCAAAUAGCAAGUAGAAAAAGAGCCACACACAUGCUAAUUUCACCUUCAUAA